Molecule: messenger RNA, 396 nt
Organism: Exophiala bonariae
Lineage: Eukaryota; Fungi; Ascomycota; Eurotiomycetes; Chaetothyriales; Herpotrichiellaceae
Exons: 1
Coding region: 1-396 (131 amino acids)
Source: RefSeq, a predicted model, not a curated record
AUGAGUUCCAAGGAUCCUGCCCAUUCGCACACCUUCAUCAUCGCCGCCGCUGCUAUCGGGACGAUUUUUAUAGGAUUCGGACUCAAUGGCAUGCUCCGUCCCGAACAAGCCCUCUCCUUUUUCGGUUUCGACCCGCCAGCUCUGCUUCAAGAUAAGAAGGUCGUGAAUGCUUUGGUGGUUGUGGAGAGUGCGAGAGACGUUUUCAUGGGCUUGGCCAUCUAUGCUGCUUCUUAUCACGGCCAUCGCAAAGCGUUGGGCUGGAUCGUGAUUGCUGCUGGUUUGGUCGCUUUUGUGGAUGGUGCUGUCUGUCUCGCUACCGUUGGCCAAGGGCACUGGGUUCACUGGGGUUAUGCUCCCGUGGUGACAAUCAUUGGGGCACUUGGAAUUCUGGAUUAA